Beta vulgaris subsp. vulgaris (sugar beet) is the source of this 1212-nucleotide messenger RNA. Its product is annotated as ethylene-responsive transcription factor ERF073. The transcript is spliced from 2 exons. The record is from RefSeq and is a predicted model, not a curated record. Gene Ontology annotation, biological process: regulation of DNA-templated transcription; ethylene-activated signaling pathway. Gene Ontology annotation, molecular function: DNA binding; DNA-binding transcription factor activity. Lineage: Eukaryota; Viridiplantae; Streptophyta; Magnoliopsida; Caryophyllales; Amaranthaceae. Bases 159 to 1025 code for a protein of 288 amino acids.
AAUACACAUUUACACACCGCCUUUAUAAAUACACUUCUUAUCCUCUUUCUUACCCUCAUAAUUUACCCAACAAUUCAUACCCACUUCUCCCCUACUCCAAACAAAGUCUACCCAAAAACAAAAGGAACUUUUUCUGUCACAAACUAAUUUCUUCAAAAAUGUGUGGUGGUGCAAUUUUAGCUGAUAUAAUCCCUCGCAAUAAAGGCAAAGGUUUCUCUGGUUUAGAUUUCUGGCCUGAUGCUUUCUUCUCAACAUCAAAUAGAUUCACCAAUGAAGAUUUCCAUCCUCCCAAAAGAGCACUUCCUUCUCGAGGUGUUGAGCAACCAGAAAAGCGCCAGAAAAAACAGAGGAAGACCCAGUACAGGGGUAUACGACAGCGACCUUGGGGUAAAUGGGCAGCUGAAAUUCGUGACCCAAGAAAAGGUGUUCGUGUUUGGCUUGGUACUUUCAAUACUCCUGAAGAAGCUGCCCGAGCUUAUGACAACGAAGCUCGCAUAAUUCGUGGUAAAAAAGCCAAAGUCAAUUUCCCAAAUGAAGAAGAUCACAACAACACUACUACUACUAGAAAUUACCCAAAUCAGUAUUAUCAACAACAACAAUUUUUCGACAACAGUUAUAUACCAGAAACUCAAAAUUUCAAUUACACAACCAAUUUGAACCAAAUUCAAGAGUUUUCUUCAACUGGGUUGGUGGUGAAUCAAGAAUUUUCAAGUGGCUGUAGCUCAGAAUUUGUUCAAAAUGCUCCAAAUUUGAUGGGUGUUUCGACCAAUCAGAACAAAGAAGAGGUGAGAGGAAAUGCAAAAGAGAAAGAAGUGAUUGUUGUGGAAGAAGAAAAAGAAGAAGAAAGUGAAGUGCAAAAGUUGUCUGAAGAACUUAUGGCUUAUGAAAAUUACAUGAAGUUUUAUGAAAUUCCUUAUUAUGAUGGUCAAUCUGCAAAUAUAGCUCAUCAUUUGCCUUCUGCUCAAGAAGAAAAUGCAACUUUGGAUCUGUGGAGCUUUGAUGAUACUAUUUCUCCUGCUGCUUGAAGUUUGGAAAUUGGGUUAUUAUUGCCUUGUCAUUUUACUGAAUAGUAAUUAAUAACUGGAAACUUUUAUUUGCAUUGAGAAAAAUGUGUAAAUUUCUUUCCCCUUUAUUUGGUGUAACUUUUUCCCUCGAAUGUUUGUAACAGAAUUUGAAGUUUUUAUUGCUAAAGUGAAGUUUUAGUUACUUUGA